Messenger RNA from Cydia strobilella, 9644 nucleotides. RefSeq lists its product as uncharacterized. Gene Ontology annotation, biological process: peptide catabolic process; proteolysis. The transcript is spliced from 45 exons. The record is from RefSeq and is a predicted model, not a curated record. Gene Ontology annotation, molecular function: metalloaminopeptidase activity; zinc ion binding; peptide binding. Bases 207 to 9644 code for a protein of 3145 amino acids. NCBI's taxonomy places the organism in Eukaryota, Metazoa, Arthropoda, Insecta, Lepidoptera, Tortricidae. Gene Ontology annotation, cellular component: cytoplasm.
CUCCAGAAAAUUUUCGGCCAAUUCUCCCCGCGCGAACCCCCAUGCCUAGAGGCUGGGCGUCAGUGUGGCCGCAUCCGCCGCGCGCGACGCCCGUCCCGACCCUUCGUGUAUUCCCGCCUUAAUUACUGCAAACAAUGGUUACACGUCAGUAGUUUUUGCACGACACGACACACGGAUUGGUCUUGAGUUAACCAGCCAGUGAUGUGAUGACGCAGGCCCGUGAGCCCCUCGGCAUCAUGGACGGCAACCCCAACGUCGACUUCUCCACAAAAACCAAGCGCGGAGUCUACCUCUCCAAGAGCCUCGCUUUCGUCAUACUGAUCAUCUUCGCUUUAGCCCUAGUCGCUACUUCCUUCAUAGUCUACAACUUCGCCGCUUGCCCCAGAACCGACCAACUCGCCAAUGUCACCAAAUACGAACUUAACCACUGCGACACGUCCAAACAACUACUAGUAAUUCCAUUAACAACUGAAAAUACUAAAACUGUCAUACCUUUAGAAACCACACCAGCACCUGAGGUUUUUGAAGAAGAUGAAACCACUGUUCAAGAUGUAAGAUUACCUACUUAUGUGAAACCUGAGAAAUAUUUCCUAAAGCUAACUCCUUAUAUUUAUGAAGGCAAUUUCACAUUUGACGGAUUUGCUAGUAUAACUUUGAACGUUAAGAACAAUACGCGGAUUUUGACAUUUCAUGGAGUGGAAUUAACUUUCCAUGAUAUUGUUUUGUAUCAGAAAGAUACCAGGAGGCGAAUAAAGAUUGACCAAAGGACAGAAGAUGUACCGCGGCAGUUCCAUAUAUUGAAAUUAUAUGAUACGUUGUAUGUAGGAAAACAAUAUGUGUUGAAUAUAACAUAUACAGGGAUACUGAACGAUAAUCUUCACGGAUUUUAUAGAAGUUCUUAUGAAGAGAAAAAUGUUAAAAGAUGGAUAGCCGUAACGCAGUUCCAAGCGACGGACGCCCGCCGUGCGUUCCCGUGCUGGGACGAGCCGGCCCUUAAGGCCCGCUUCACCAUUAGCAUCGCUCGGCCACGUAACAUGACUUCUGUGUCCAACAUGAACAGCGUUGGUUCGCAGCCACAGAUGGAUAUAACGGAGUUUGCAGAGGUCGCCCGCCGCGCGUUCCCGUGCUGGGACGAGCCGGCACUCAAGGCCCGCUUCACCAUCAGCAUUGCCCGGCUACAUAACAUGACAUCUGUGUCCAUUAUGAACAGCGUUGAUGAAUAUAACACAGUGACGGACGCCCGCCGUGAGUUCCCGUGCUGGGACGAGCCGGCACUCAAGGCCCGCUUCACCAUUAGCAUCGCUCGGCCACGUAACAUGACUUCUGUGUCCAACAUGAACAGCAUGGAUAUGAUCCAGUUCGAAGCGACGGACGCCCGCCGUACGUUCCCAUGCUGGGACGAGCCGGCCCUUAAGGCCCGCUUCACCAUUAGCAUCGCUCGGCCAAGGGACAUGACAUCUGUGUCCAACAUGAACAGUGUCGGCUUGCAGCCACACGAAUCCCUCAAGGAUUACAUCUGGGACCAUUACGCCGAAUCCCUCCCCAUGUCAACAUACCUCGUCGCGUUCGCUGUCACCGACUUCGGCAAGAAAAGUGACAGCAACUUCACCGUCUGGGCCCGGAAAGAGGCGCUCCAAUCUGCCUCUUAUGCCCUGGAGAUUGGACCGAAAAUCCUGCGAUACUUGGAGGAUUAUUAUAAGAUUAAGUUCCCGCUGCCCAAGAUUGAUAUGAUUGCGUUGCCGGAUUUCAAGGCCGGUGCUAUGGAGAAUUGGGGGCUUUUGACGUUCAGAGAAAUCGCCAUGCUCUACGACAGCAGCAACUCGCCGACGACAGCGAAGGCGCGCGUCGCCGCAGUAGUUGCUCACGAGAUCGCCCACCAGUGGUUCGGGAACCUGGUGACGCCGGCGUGGUGGUCCGACAUCUGGCUGAAUGAGGGCUUCGCGUCUUACGUGGAAUAUGUGGCUGUAGAUGCUGUUGAAAAGACUUGGAAGUUGAUGGAAGUGUUCGUCUUAAACGAAGUACAGAGCGUAUUUAAGCUCGACGCUCUGACUUCCUCCCACCAGAUCUCCGUGGAGGUUGGCAACCCUGAGGAAAUCGGCGCUAUUUUUGACAAGAUCUCAUACGGAAAAGGCUCCGCCAUUCUCCGCAUGAUGAACCACUUCCUAACCGACGACGCCUUCAACGCCGGCAUAACCGAUUACCUAAACGCCAAAAUGUACGGCGACGCCGAACAGAGGGACCUGUGGAGCGCCCUCACCGCCGCCGCUAGGAGGAAAGACGCCUUCGACGCCGACGUGGCCGUGGUCAUGGAUUCGUGGACGCUGCAGACUGGCUUUCCAGUGCUCACCAUUACUAGGGAUUAUAAAAGUGGCUUUGUUUCUUUUAAACAGGAGCGCUUUGUCCUGAUCAACAACGGCGAAAGCAAAGAGUCUCCAGUAUGGUGGAUCCCGAUAUCGUAUACAACGGCUACAGAGUCCGACUUCGAGUCCACGAGGCCGAAGGUCUGGCUGCGCGGGGAGAGAUCAAAAGUCGUCAGGAAUAUAUCUAUCGCUAAGGACGACUGGCUGAUUGCUAAUAUUCAACAGACAGGUUUCUACCGCAUCAACUACGACCAACGCAACUGGCAGAUGUUGAUCAAGAUCCUCAACGAUCCAAAACGCUUCCAAGAGAUCCACCCCAUCAACAGGGCUCAGAUAGUCGAUGACGCCAUGAAUCUAGCUCUAGCUGGAAGGCUAGACUACAAAACGGCCUUAGACAUCAUCAGUUAUCUCGUCCACGAGAGAAGUUAUGUACCUUGGAAAGCGGGAUUGGUGGCCCUAGGUUACAUCGACACCAUGCUGUCUAAAGGAGCAUAUUAUCUGGAGUACAAGCGUUACGUGCUUAAACUUCUGGACGGAGCAGUCAAAGACAUAGGCUGGGACGUGGCGGCCAACGAAAGCGUGGUUCGGGCGCAGCAGCGGGUGGAUCUGCUGUCCACGGCUUGUCACCUGGAGCACGACGAGUGUUUGAGAACUGCUGUUGUCAAGUACACGAAUUGGAUGCUCACGCCGAAUGCUGAUGCUUUGAACGACAUCCACGCAGACAUCCGCAGCACGGUCUACUGCGUGGGUGUACAAACCGGCAACGCCCGGGAGUGGGACUUCGCGUGGGACCGCUUUAGAGCCGCCAGCGCGCCUUCUGAACGGGAGUUACUUCUAUCAGUACUGGGUUGCACGAGAGCUCCUUAUCUGUUGUACAGAUAUCUGGAGCUGUCUCUUCGCAACGACAGCGGCAUCCGUAAGCAGGACACUCUGCGCGUCUUCUCCGCAGUAGCCAGUUCUGCCAUCGGCCAGCCCAUAGCCUUCAACUUCGUUCGCGCCAACUGGCAGAGGCUGAAGGAGUUUGUCGGCUCCGCCGCAACACUCGCUUCCAUCGUGAAGGUAGUGACGAGGCGAUUGAACCAACCACAUGAAUACGAAGAGCUUAAAAGAUUCGUAGCAGAAUACUGCGCUGAGCUCGGCCGUCCAGUGCAGCAAGUCUUAGAGCGAACAGAGGCCAACGUUCAGUGGAUGCAGAGGAACUACCAGCCCAUCGUUGAUUGGCUGUUAGCCGCAGACAAAGGGAAUACUAAAAUGGCGGCUAUGAAACUUCUAGUCCUCGCCGUGGCGUGUUGCUGCGCCUACGCCAUUCCACAAAAACAAUUAAAGCUGAAAACAACGAUCUUCGGAGAUGAAAAAUUAGAAGGAGAAAUCUUUGAAAAAUAUAAUGUAGCAGUUGCCUUGAACGAUGAAGAAGCGGCUUUGUACAGACUGCCCACCACCACUAGACCUACUCAUUAUAACAUCCUUUGGGCCUUGGACUUCACCACUAACCCACAAACCUUCGCUGGAACAGUUGAAAUUCUCUUAUACGCCACCCAAACCGAAGUCAACCAAAUCGUUUUACAAUCUGAGGAUUUAACUAUCGGCACUGUAGCACUAGCUCAAGGCAAUACUACAGUCCCUAUUACGUACGUCGAAGAAUCUGACUACCAGUUCUUAAGGAUCAACCUCACCACUGGAACUCUUGCCUAUAAUGCCACAGAUUCUGUCAUUUACACUUUGACCAUCACUUUUGAGGCUUAUAUGCGUGAUGAUAUGUAUGGUAUUUACAGGAGUUGGUUUAGGAAUAACUACACCGAUGAAGUCAGCUGGAUGGCGAGCACCCAGUUCCAGGCCACGUCGGCCCGCAAGGCUUUCCCUUGCUACGACGAGCCCAGCUUCAAAGCUACUUUCAAUGUCACCAUCAGACGUCCGACCGCGUACAGCAGCUGGUCGGCUACUCGUAUCGCUUCAACCAUAGAAUCUACCAAUAUUACUGGCUACCAGGAUGACAUUUAUCACAGAACUCCUCUCAUGUCAACUUACCUCUUGGCUAUUAUUGUUGCUGAAUAUGGCACUUUAGAGGUUACUAAUGACAAUAACGAACUCAUCUAUGAAGUCAUUGCCCGUCCCGGUGCUAUUUCCGCCGGCCAGGGACAGUACGCUUUGGAAGUGGGUCAGGAGCUUUUGGCUGAGAUGAAUAACCACACUGACUACGACUUCUACAGUGUGGCUGAUCAUAUUAAGAUGACCCAGGCUGCGAUUCCUGACUUCUCCGCUGGUGCUAUGGAGAACUGGGGUUUGCUAACAUAUAGGGAAGCCUAUCUCAUGUACGACUCCGCUCACACCACCAGCAACUAUAAGCAGCUAAUCGCUUACAUCUUGUCUCACGAGAUUGCUCACAUGUGGUUCGGAAACUUGGUCACUUGCGACUGGUGGGAUGAUUUGUGGCUAAACGAAGGUUUUGCCAGAUACUACCAAUAUUUCCUUACUCACUGGGUCGAGGAUUACAUGGGUUUUGAGACCAGGUUCAUAACCGAGCAAGUCCACACCGCUUUGCUCAGCGACUCCACUGCCAACGCUCACCCGUUGUCCACAUCUGGUAUUGGAAGCCCGGCGUCCGUCAGCGGCAUGUUCUCAACUCUGUCAUAUAACAAGGGAGCUGCAGUCAUCAGGAUGACUGAACAUCUACUUGGCUCUGAGGUUCAUAGAGCCGGCUUGAGGAAUUACUUGACGAAUAAGCAAUUCGAGACUGCUUUCCCAAUUGAUCUGUUCACUGCUUUGGAAGAGGCUGGCCAAGCCGCUGGUGCUCUUAGCGAGUACGGUCCCGACUUCUCUCUAGUUGAAUAUUACCGCUCUUUCACCUACCAAGCCGGACACCCUAUACUUUACGUGCAAGUUAACCACCAAACUGGCGAUAUGACCAUUCAACAGCGCCGAUUCGAUAUCAACAACGGCUACCUAGACGUUAACACGCAAUGGGUCAUCCCAAUCAGUUUCUCCAGCGCCAGCAAUCCUGACUUCAACAACACCAAACCGACACACAUUCUCCGCAAGGCUGUCACUGUCAUCAACCGCGGCUCCGUCGGCGACGAGUGGGUUUUGUUCAACAGACAACAGACGGGUUAUUACCGCGUGAACUAUGAUGACUACACUUGGGAUCUCAUUACUGCUGCCCUAAGAGGAGAGGCGAGGACCCAGAUUCAUGAAUACAACAGGGCGCAGAUCGUCAACGAUGUCUUCCAAUACGCACGCUCUGGCAUCAUGAGCUACACCAGGGCUCUUAACAUCCUCUCCUUCUUAGAGUUUGAGACCGACUACGCUCCUUGGGUGGCCGCCAUGACAGGCUUCACCUGGCUCAGGAACAGGCUGACUGGCACCAUCUACUUGGAACCUCUUGAGGCUUUGAUCGCUCAAUGGUCUACCGCCGUCAUGACCGAUCUGACCUACUACCCGAGUUCAGACUCCGAAGACUUCAUGAGAUCCUACCUUCGUUGGCAACUGGCCCCCAUUAUGUGCCAGAUCAACAUUGAUCCCGCUUGCCGUACCGCUGCUGUCAAUCAGUUCAACGCUUUAAAGACCUCAAAUGUUGAUGUUUACCCCGAUAAUCGCGCAUACGUGUACUGCAACGCUCUUCGCGAAGGUACUGAGGAGGACUUCUACGUUCUGCGCACGCGCUUUGUCACGCACAACGUUUACACUGAGAAGAUCCUCCUACUUCAAACUCUUGGCUGUGCUCGAUCCGCUGAUGCUCUCAACGUGUUCCUGACCGACAUCUUCACCGAUAACCAACUAAUCCGUCCUCAGGACUACACCACCGCUUUAAACUCCGCCGUUGCCGGCAAUGAAGAAAACACACAGAUUGUCUUCAACUUUAUUCAAAACAACUACACGUUAGUCCUCGAGGCGUUCCCCAAUAUUGCUACUCCGUUGUCUUACGUAUCCAGUAGGCUGAGAACUGAAACUGAAGUUGACGCGUUCCAACAAUGGGCGACCGAAAACCAGGCUCUCCUGGGCACAUCGUACCAGAUCGUCAUGAACGGUGCGGAAUCCGCCAGGCAAUCCAUCCAAUGGACCGCCGGCAUUGUCAACGAUGUCAACAACUUCCUCACCUCUGGCUACCAGCCUGUGAGCACCACCACCGAGCAGCCGUCCACGGAAGCUCCCCCACCGGACCUUGAGCCUAGGCCUGAGCUCAUCCAGCCUGAAACACCAGAGCUCCCUGACUCAGCCGUCACUUCAGUCUUAUCCAUGACCGUGCUUGCCAUGGCUGCCGUAUUCCAUUAUGUUUUGGUGGCCAUGAAGCUCCUAAUCCUUCUUGUGGCAUGUUAUUGCGCCAACGGAUUUCCGCAAGAACCUCCGAAGUCAAGAAACACAAUCUUUGGAGACGAGCAACUACAAGGAGAAAUAUUUGAAAAUUAUGGUGUAGUCGCAUUUGACGACGAAGCAGCGGCGGCAUACAGACUUCCCACCACCACUAGUCCUACCCAUUAUAAUCUUCUUUGGAUCAUGGACUUCGCGUCUGAUCCACAAUCUUUCAGCGGCAUAGUUGACAUUCAAUUACAGGCAACUGAAGCUGGAGUUAACCAGAUCGUUAUCCACUCUGAUGACCUGGACAUCGGUACUGUAACUUUAGUACAAGGCACUACGUCCGUUCCUGUUACGUUUGAGGAGGAACCUGCCUUCCAUUUCCUUAGGAUCAAUCUCAGCACCGGUACUCUUGCUUAUGAUGCAACAAAUCCUAUCACUUACACUUUGACCAUCACUUUUACGGCUCAGAUGCGUGAAGAUAUGACCGGUAUUUACAAGAGUUGGUUUAGAAACAACUAUACCGAUGAAGUUAGCUGGAUGGCAAGUACACAUUUCCAAGCGACGGCAGCUCGCAGAGCAUUCCCUUGUUACGAUGAGCCCAACUUGAAGGCUACAUUCGAUAUUACUAUUCGACGACCGACCACGUACGGUAGCUGGUCGUUAAUGCGUCGUGCUUCAACCGCUGAUGUCACUGGGACUCCUGGCUACCAAGAUGACAUCUACCACAGAACACCUAUGAUGUCUACUUAUCUUUUGGCCAUGAUUGUCGCCGAAUAUGACAGCCUAACUGUUACCAAUGACAACAACGAACUCAUCUAUGAAGUUAUUGCUCGUCCAAAUGCUCUUUCCGCUGACCAGGGACAGUACGCUUUAGAAGUGGGUCAGGAGUUGUUGGCUGAGAUGAAUAAUCACACUAACUAUAACUUCUACACAAUGAAUGAAAAUAUGAAGAUGACCCAGGCUGCGAUCCCUGACUUCUCCGCUGGUGCUAUGGAGAACUGGGGGCUCCUUGUUUACAGGGAGGCCUAUCUUAUGUACGAUCCUGCCCACACCACCAGCAAUUACAAGCAGCUAAUAGCCUACAUAUUAUCUCAUGAAAUCGCUCACAUGUGGUUCGGUAAUUUGGUCACUUGCAACUGGUGGGGUGAUUUUUGGCUGAAUGAGGGUUUUGCCAGAUACUACCAAUAUUUUCUUACUGACUGGGUCGAAGAUUACAUGGGUUUUGAAACCAGAUUUAUAACAGAGCAAGUCCACACCGCUUUGCUCAGCGACUCUGUGGCCAGCGCUCAUCGUUUGUCCGAAACUGGCAUCGGCGACCCGGUGCAGAUCAGAACCAUGUUCUCAACUCUAUCGUACAACAAGGGUGCCGCAGUUAUCAGGAUGACUGAGCAUCUUCUUGGUCAUGAUGUUCAUAGAGCAGGUUUGAGGAAUUACCUGAUAAAUAGGCAAUUUAACACGGCUGUCCCGAUGGACCUCUUCACUGCUUUGGAAGAGGCUGCCCUAGCCGCUGGUGCUCUUGCAGAGUACGGACCCGACUUUUCUUUGGUUGAAUAUUACCGUUCCUUUACCUACCAAGCCGGACACCCAAUACUUUACGUGCAGGUCGACCAUCAGACUGGCGAUAUGACUAUUCAUCAGCGCCGAUUCAACAUCAACACCGGCUAUUCCGACAUUAACUCACAGUGGAUCAUCCCGAUCACUUUCUCCAGUGCUAGCAAUCCUGACUUCAGCAACACCAAACCCACGCACAUUAUACGUAAGGCGGUCACUGUCAUCAACCGCGGUUCCGUCGAUGACGAGUGGGUGCUAUUUAAUAGACAACAGACUGGUUUCUACCGAGUAAAUUAUGAUGACUACACUUGGGAUCUUAUUACUAUUGCCCUAAGAGAAGAGGCUAGAACCCAAAUUCACCAAUACAACAAGGCUCAGAUCGUCAACGAUGUCUUCCAAUACGCACGGUCUGGCAUUAUGAGCUACAACAAAGCUUUGAACAUCCUCUCCUUCUUGGAGUUCGAGACCGACUACGCCCCUUGGGUGGCUGCCAUGACUGGCUUUACAUGGCUUAGGAACAGGCUGACUGGCACCAUCUACCUGGAGCCACUUGAGGCUCUGAUCGCUCAAUGGGCCACUACCGUCAUGACAGACCUUACCUACUACCCAACUUCUGACUCCGAAGACUUUAUGAGAUCAUAUCUCCGCUGGCAACUGGCUCCUAUCAUGUGCCGGAUCAACAUGGAUGGCUGCCGUGCUGCUGCGGUCGCACAAUUCAACGCAUUAAUGUCUGGUGUUGAAGUGUAUCCCGAUAAUCGAGAUUAUGUAUAUUGUAACGCUCUUCGUGAAGGCACCGAGGAACAUUUUAACUUCUUGCGCGAUCGCUUUAUCCAGCACAACGUGUACACUGAGAAAAUCCUCAUUAUACAAACUCUGGGCUGUACUUCUUCCGCUGAUUCUCUUAACCAGUUCCUUACCGACCUAUUCACCGACAAUUAUGUGAUUCGUCGUCAGGACUACACCACCGCUUUGAACUCCGCCGCCUCCGGCAACGAAGCCAACACUCAAAUCUUGUUCACCUUCAUCCAAAACAACUACGAUUUAGUCGCCAAUGCAUUUGCCGAUAUUGCUACUCCUUUGUCUUACGUGUCAAGUAGAUUGAGAUCUGAAGCUGAAAUUGUUGCGUUCCAACAAUGGGCGACCCAAAACCAGGUUCUCCUGGGCACAUCGUAUCAGAGCGUGAUGAACGGAGCCGAGUCCACCAGACAGUCCAUCCAAUGGACCUCCGGCAUUGUCGCUGACGUCAACAGCUUCCUCACCGCUGGCUACCAGCCUGUGAGCACCACCACCCAGCCGCCGCCCACGGAAGCGCCACCACCGGACCUUGAGCCCAUACCAGAACUCACUCAGCCAGAAACUCCUGAGCUCCCUGAUUCUGCUGUCACCGCAUUUUUAUCCAUGUCUAUCAUUUUUAUUACUGCCAUUUUCAAUUACAUUCUAUAA